CACACGCUGUGCCAGCAGACAGUUUCAGCUCUCAGCAACUGAUGCACAGACAGCUGCCGUUUCUCUCUUCCCCUCUUCUUUGCUUCCCCUAGCAAUUCUCCUUCCUUUACUAUACUGCCCCUAGUCAUCCCUUCUGCACUUUCCCCUUCCUUUCCUCUGCUCUGUCAUUCUGCCCGGCACUUUUCCUCAGCCGGAUAUAAAGCCACCUCUUGUUGGAGGGUUGGAGGGCUUGUGCAAUCUUUGGCUGCACGAGCACACAGAGUUGUUGCUUCAGCUGGAAAGGCAACGCAACAGAGGACCUACAAACACCUAUAGGACAAAUUCAGAAUAAAUUCCAGGAAGAAGGAGAGGAAGAAGGAAUACCGCUGAGAAAAUAAAGGAGAAGAAGGAGGGGGACGCAGCAAGAGUUUGGAGGUGCAGAACACAGACCAUGCCGGGCUCUUUGCUGGUGCUGCUGUCCCUGUUGGUCCUGUCCACAGGAAGUGAUGCCAGAAGAAUUAGGAAAAGAGGACUCAACCAUAAGGAUUAUGAGUAUCUCAAUCACCCUCAGUCCACACAGCACCAAAAGAACGACCGGUGUCCACCACCACCUCAGAUGCUGCCAGAGCGAGCCUGCGAGGUGCCGGGCUGCCGCUCAGACUCAGAAUGUGAGCGCCACAAACGCUGCUGCUACAAUGGCUGCAUUUAUGCCUGCCUGGAGUCUGUUCAGCCACCACCAGUUCUGGACUGGCUGGUGCAGCCCAAGCCUCGGUGGUUGGGGGGUAAUGGUUGGCUCCUAGACGGUCCUGAGGAGGUUCUGCAAGCUGAGGCCUGCAGUACUACUGAGGAUGGAGAUGAGCCUUUGCACUGUCCUACUGGCUACGAAUGCCACAUCAUAAACCCAGGAAACCCGGCUGCUGGCAUCCCUAACCGAGGACAGUGCAUCAAGCAGCGUGGCAACUCUGAUGGACGUGGCUUGAGGCACAAAUACUUUAAGGACUAUAAGGAUUACUUAGGUACCAGCUCUAACAAUGCAGUGGGCUAUGAAAAGCAUCACCACAAACACCUGGGGUAAAAUCAACUUGAACUCAGCUUCAGCUAUGACCAUAGCACAACCUCAGACAUCAGUCCAGUCCUGUUUGAUCUGCUCACAACUGAACCAGGAUCAGAUCUGACCUUUUUGACUACACCUACAGCUGCUACCUCCUCAAUGCAAUGCCCUGUCUUGCAGCCUCUCCUCAGUCACGUGUCCUUAUGGAGACAAGUCUGUUGCACUUUCAGGAUGCAGCCAAAGAAAUAAGAGCUUUUGUCCCUCUGUCUGAUGUCUGUAAAAGGGAGGAGGAGAGGGUAUUGAUGAAGGCAGGCCAAGGUGCAUACCAAAGCUGUUCAUCAAAAAUGUCAAAGCAACCCACCCACCCCUUUUUUUGCCC
This is a messenger RNA of Archocentrus centrarchus (flier cichlid), 1409 nucleotides long. It is a transcript of the gene wfdc1, whose product is annotated as WAP four-disulfide core domain 1. The transcript is spliced from 7 exons. Gene Ontology annotation, cellular component: extracellular region. Gene Ontology annotation, biological process: regulation of cell growth. Gene Ontology annotation, molecular function: peptidase inhibitor activity. The record is from RefSeq and is a predicted model, not a curated record. Lineage: Eukaryota; Metazoa; Chordata; Actinopteri; Cichliformes; Cichlidae. The coding region runs from base 431 to 1054 and encodes 207 amino acids.